AAUUAACAUGGCGCAGCUUGUAUGGGGUGGACUCACUCCAUAGUUUAUAACAAAAAUAUCAGAUUUCAUUUUUUUGACGUGAGAGUUUUGGGUUCAUGUGUUACACAUUUGGUCUGCACUUUUAUUCAUACUUGCCCCAUCCUUUUAAAUAGAAUGGCCGUUUUGUAGCUUUGCCAAUUAAGACUGUAAUUAUAAGAAAGCGGUUGAAGACAAUUGUUGUAUAUUGGGGUUCACUUUGUAGCAACAUCAUCAUCAGAUUCAUAUACAUUGUUGUUUGCAGAUUCAUGCUAAAUUAUCGCUUCUUUCUCUUGCUCGCUAUCUUUCAUCAUUCAUUUUAUUGAUCAGAAACCAACCUUGGCAAGUAGCUCAUAAGGUGUUUGUUAAUUUGCCUCAACGAACUUUUCUAUUUCUUUCAAUUAGUACAUAUGUUUGAGUUGGUAACCUCUGGCACUUCACUUUAAAGGUUUUAUAUCAGCAGCUUGAUUGGGUUGGUUUCUGCUAUCAACCUCAAAUUACAAAAGGUGAGCGUUCAGCAAAAGUUUCAAGCACGCAAUGUCUCUUAGAAGACCACCACUUCCUCGUAUCCUCCUUGAUAACGUCUCGUGCAUGAGAAAUGCUCAACAGAUCUUACGCCAUGUCAAUGUUUCCAUGCACGACGGCGGGGCACUUGUUCUGACAGGCAGCAAUGGGUCAGGCAAGACCACCUUCUUACGAAUGUUAGCUGGAUUCUCUAAGCCUUCUGCCGGUCAGAUCCUUUGGAACGGUCAUGACGUGACGGAAUCUGGAGUCUUCCACCAGUAUAAGCUUCAGUUAAACUGGCUCUCUCUGAAAGAUGCCAUCAAGGAUAGGUUCACGGUCCUUGAAAAUGUCCAGUGGUACGAGGUUCUUGAAAGCAAGGAAGGGAAUUCAAUGCGGGCUAUCGAGUUGAUGGGGCUCGGAAGAUUGGCCAAAGAUAAGGCGAAAAUGCUGUCGAUGGGUCAGCGUAAGAGGCUUCAGCUUGCGAGGUUACUGGCUAUAGACCGGCCGAUAUGGUUGCUUGAUGAGCCUUCUGUUGCCUUAGAUGAUGAUGGGGUGAAGUUAUUGGAGUACAUAAUCGCAGAGCAUAGAAAGAAGGGAGGGAUAGUAUUUGCGGCUACACAUCUGCCUAUAGAGAUUGAGGAUGCUAUGCAUUUGAGACUACCACCUCGGUUCCCUCGAAGAAUGACUUUGGUCGAUAUGCUCGAUCGAGCCGACAUCUCUUGAAACAAGAGAUUGAAUCUCAGUGCUGUGCACAUAGAAUUAGUCUUAUUUUAGCAUCAUCUGGUGUAAAGCCAGUAGAAUGAAUCACUAGUCUGAGUCAAUUUCAUGAAAGUCCCUUGUCGAUUGAAACCUUUAUAACUUAUUUUAAUUUUUAAUUUAAAAAUAAUUAAAGUUUGACAUUGGUUAAUAAAUAAUUAUGUCCAUUUAUUUA
This is a messenger RNA of Mercurialis annua (annual mercury), 1450 nucleotides long. Its product is annotated as ABC transporter I family member 1-like. NCBI's taxonomy places the organism in Eukaryota, Viridiplantae, Streptophyta, Magnoliopsida, Malpighiales, Euphorbiaceae. Gene Ontology annotation, molecular function: ATP binding; transmembrane transporter activity; ATP hydrolysis activity. The record is from RefSeq and is a predicted model, not a curated record. The transcript has 2 exons. Gene Ontology annotation, biological process: cytochrome complex assembly. Bases 553 to 1242 code for a protein of 229 amino acids.